GGUGGCAGGCUUUGGCGAGCGACGCCGCAACUCCAUGGAAUGGCGCCACGAGCGGGCCGCGGCGGGGUCCGAGCCCUGCUCGCCACCGUUUCGCAACUCAAAUUUAGCAUCGCCAACCAACCUAUCACUUGUGUCACUAUUCGCGUCAUUGCACGCAUGCUGCUGCCCUCUAACUCAUUUGCUCAAUCUUCACUCCACUUUGUCGGGGAUUUUGAUAUCACUGCCGAUCGCGGUGCGAGAUGAGGAGGGUCCAGGAGGAGUAGGAGUCUGUGUUCUCCUGCUACGUUUAAUGUGUUCACGACUGCCUCAGGACGGGCGGCCUGUCUUGGAGCACCUCGAAGCUUACCUCGCUCGCAGGGAUGGUGUCGAUAAAGCUUUGAAAAUCCUUCGGUACUCCACGAAAUUGUUGCUGGCGUCGCCGAUCGCGCCCAAGGAUCCGGAGGUGUAUGGAAGGUUGAAAGAUUUUGAUGCUAGUGUAGGCAGUAGCCGGAAGGCCUUUCGGUUGGGGAAGUUUAUACAGGAUGUGAAUGUUCUGAAGAAGACGAACUUCAACACUAGGGAUGGUUUUCUGGAGCUCGUCGCAACUGGAGGGGAGGGGUUUUACUACUUCGUGGAGCAAUUUGUCUGGCUGGUUAAAGCAGGGCUGAUUGAUAAACGUCACUCAAAGCGACUCACCAAAAUAAGUGCGUGGGCGGAGUUCAUAGGAUACUUUGGCAGUGUUGCACUGAAGAGUAUCCAGGUAUCGAUAUAUCUCGAACAGGAAGCAAAGCUGCUGCAGGGCAUGCGAAAAAAGGCAGAAGGUGGGAUAAGUCCUGUAUCUGAGAUCAAAGAGCUCCAAGCAUUGCAAGGCAAACGUCUGAUGAAGACCCUGUCUAUCAUUCAGGACCUAGCUGACAGUUUAUUAGCGUUGACAGACAUUCGAGAAACCAAAGGAGUCUUAGACAACCCGUUUCUGCUAGCAUUUGCAGGUUUGCUUUCAGCUCUCAUUUCCGCUCAAAAGAAUUGGAAAAAUUGCUGAAGAAAUAGGGUGGAGCUGGAAUAGUUAGUGCCAACACUUGACCACUGCGUCAAGUGUCCGAAUCAACCACGGGCUAUUCGUGGUGUUGGAUGUUUGAUAAUGGUAUUACUCUAGCCGGAUGAACCGGACAUAACCUAUUUGAAAGUGACCGUUUAUGAAA
Molecule: messenger RNA, 1178 nt
Organism: Physcomitrium patens
Lineage: Eukaryota; Viridiplantae; Streptophyta; Bryopsida; Funariales; Funariaceae
Product: peroxisomal membrane protein 11A
Biological process (GO): peroxisome fission
Cellular component (GO): peroxisomal membrane
Source: RefSeq, a predicted model, not a curated record